AUGGAAGCCAAGCUCCUGGCUGUGAACCAGGCAAGUACCGAGACUACUCCACUACCGUCAGUGCAUUCAUGGACGUGCGAGGAUCUGCUUCGUAGUUGUGAACCCGGGGCAUUCUGCGUUGACGGCAAGAAGUUUCUGUGUCCUGCUGGACGGUAUGGCGACAAGUUAGCAGAGACUUCUCCACUCUGUGCAGGUUUGUGUACUCGAGGGUAUUUCUGUCCCGAGGGAAGCACUUCUCCGACGCAGAUUGAGUGUGGCGGCGAUGGGUUCAUCUGUCGAACGGGGUCUUCUAAACCGCUGGCUAUUCCUCAAGGCUAUUACGCCAUUGGUGUCACCAACACUACACGAUUCUUCCAGAGACCUUGUGAACGAGGGUAUUUCUGCGUUAACGGCGUCAAGUAUCAGUGUCCUUCAGGUACAUUCGGUGCCACGAGUGGUCUCACUACUGCAGCGUGCUCUGGUACAUGUGCGCCAGGGUAUUACUGCCCUUCGUAUCCAGAGCCGCCGAGUGUUAUCAAGACACAGCACGAGUGUGGCAGCAGUGUAACGUACUGUCCUGAAGGUACUGGGAACGAACCGUUGUUCGUGAGAAGCGGAUACUUCAGUGUCUUAACGAGUGGAAUGAUGGACGACGGUCGCAAUGCGACGCAGAACGACGUCAGAAUCUGCUCAAAGGGUUUUUACUGUCGUCAAGGAAUCCGCAUUCGCUGUCCAGAAGGCUCUUACGGAGACGUAGAAGGACUGACUGCUGCGUCGUGCAGUGGCUGGUGUCCUGCGGGCUACUUUUGUCCUUAG
Messenger RNA from Phytophthora infestans T30-4, 795 nucleotides. RefSeq lists its product as uncharacterized. Bases 1 to 795 code for a protein of 264 amino acids. The record is from RefSeq and is a predicted model, not a curated record. NCBI's taxonomy places the organism in Eukaryota, Oomycota, Peronosporomycetes, Peronosporales, Peronosporaceae. The transcript is spliced from 3 exons.